UGAAAUCUAUUGUUUAUAAUGUACAAUAGAAAUCGGGCUAGUUUCGACAAUGACUAAGUGACUGCUGACUGAUUUGCAUAUCACUGGUUGUCGCGGCGCCGUACAAUUUUUUUUAGUUUUCCAAAAGACUGGAAAUUUUCAACUUAAUAUACGCUUGGGGCGAUUAUUUUGCAAGGUCUUGAUGGUGUUGCUACGACCAUGUUGCCUGUUACAUGUAAAUUUCCGUGGCUUUUCCUCUGGAUUUUCGCUGUCUCUGCUUUAGAUGGAGAAGCGAAGUUCGCAAAUGUGAAUGACGCGACGGAAGACGAUGUUCCGUCCGAGGUCACCGCCAAAAUCGGUGAAAACCUUACAAUACAAUGCAGCAUGGACUACCAGCUCAUGUUUUUUGCUUGGUAUUUGUGCCAGUCUGAUUGCCGCUCUCCAACAGCAGACUGGGAAAUGGUCGUCAAAGUAGACUACGGUAAAAUCCAAAUAUUCAAUCAAACGAAAUUUGGCCUAGAGCCCAAUGGUUCGCUGAUAUUGAAAGAUAUUCAGCUUGAUGAUGACGACAACUGGGUCAGAUGCUUUCACAAGGAACGGUUUGUUCGUCAGGACCACAGGUCUACAAUUAUUCGUGUCGCCCAAGAGCCCGUCAUUGCAUCAAACAAUCGUAAGGAGUAUGUGGUGUUUGAGAGCAUGCCUUUUGUCAUGUUCUGUGAAGUGAGAGGCUAUCCUCCUCCAUGGGUAGCUUGGAUUCGGAAAGGCCAAGUGCUUCAAAACAAAACCAACGGGCCAAAGUAUUUACUGCGUCACCAUGCCACCACGCAGGAAGCUGGUAUUUAUACCUGCACGGCGGGAAACUUUGCUGAUGUUACAAAGUUCGACAUUCAACUGACCGUUAGAGUUGAUGGUCCACCGGGAGAAUCGACAGCUUCACCACAAACACAUUCUACAGUCAAAGGACCCACUGCAGAAUCAAAGCUCACUUCAGAAGCACCCUCUGCAGGUACAACCAGGAAGACCAACCAAGAAAGCAUCAGCCCGGGUGAUUGCGUUGGUAUCGGAAUUGGGGUUGCUAUUGCUGUGGGUAUUGCUUCGUUUGUCACGGUAUGGUACGUGAAACGUAGACGGGAAAGUCGGCGAAGAGUAGCCGUCGUGCAGUUUCAAGGGAAUUCCGCAAAUGAUGAUGAUUUCACAAGUGAUGAUGAUGUCAUUGAUGUGGCUGACAAACCUGUGUAACAAACAACGUUUUAUUUCCCCGAGAGGUUUUGUUUCACCUCGCGACUUCAAUGAUCCCUCAUUGUUUCCCGCAGGGCCAGUCCUUAAGUGUUUUGUUAUACCUCCCAACUCAAAAAUAGAAGAAACAAAACUGCGAAAAAAUCGUGUCCUUGACGUCG
Messenger RNA from Orbicella faveolata, 1376 nucleotides. Its product is annotated as vascular endothelial growth factor receptor 1-like. Gene Ontology annotation, cellular component: plasma membrane. The record is from RefSeq and is a predicted model, not a curated record. Gene Ontology annotation, biological process: homophilic cell-cell adhesion. Lineage: Eukaryota; Metazoa; Cnidaria; Anthozoa; Scleractinia; Merulinidae.